AUGGUGACGGAGGUAAUAGGAGAGAGCAGGUGGGGCACAUGGCUUGAGCUUCUCUUGGCUGGGGCCGUAAUCAGAUACGGCACCCGUGAUUGGAACCUCGUCGCCGCCGAGCUCCGAGCCCGAACCGUUUGUAAAGCCAAAUAUGAGGAUUUACAAAAGCGUUACUCUGGAUGCAAUGCGUGGUUUGAGGAACUACGAAAGAAACGAGUGGAAGAGUUACGGAAAGCUCUAAAGCAAUCUGAGAAUUCAAUAGGGUCUUUAGAAUCAAAACUUGAAUUUCUCAAAACUGAGAAAGGAGAAGGUGGUGGCAUCAACAAUGGCUCCGGCCAAACAGUAUCACCUGUACCUUCUAAAAAAUCAGAGGAACGUUACCCUUUUGGUAAAGAGGUUUCUAAGGAUGAGCCAUCCGCCGGCAGUUUCACAUAUGAAGCCUUAACAAGCUGCUCACCGGAAUGCCAGAUACCAGCUACUGUGUCAGCUGAAGACACAGAGACUAGACGAGAAGUUCCACAAUCAUCCAAGUAUGAGAAAAUCUCAAUAGGGGCUUUUUAUGGUGGACUUGGAGGGACUCUAAGAAAGAGAAGGGGCAAGAGGAAGAGGAAAGAUUGUAGUAGGGAUGUGAAGGAGGCGAGUGUUGGGGAAAGUGGAUUUUUGGAUUCAAUUGAUGCUGUAACUGCCGUGCCGUGCACCGAACGUUCUACCAGCGAGUGUCGUGAGGAUUUGGGAUCUUCUGGUGCAAUUGAUUGGAGCAGAGGUGUGACCAAGGAUGGAACUAACAAUGUACUAGAUGUUUUCCAUAAAAUUUUGGAACAUAAAAGUGCUUCUGUAUUUCGGCAUCGACUUGAUAGCCAGAAGAGAAGAAGGUAUAAGAGAAUGAUCCGUAGGCACAUGGAUUUUGACACAAUAGGAUCACGAAUUGCAAACCACUCUGUCAAGUCAGUUAAGGAGCUGUUUCGAGAUCUGUUGCUGCUCGCCAACAAUGCCCUAGUGUUUUACUCCAAGAGUACACGCGAAUACAAAUCGGCUUUGCUUCUCAGGGACCUCAUUACCAAAACAUUGCGGCAGUAUCUGAAGGAUUCAUUCAGCAAGGCUACCUCUGCUAACCUAUCUUCCAAUACAAUAGCUCGUAAUCCGCCAGUUAAACCUAGAAGUGCUCGCCCUGGUAACCGAAAGCUGUCGAGAAAAGCUACCAAUGCCGGGAAGGCUGCUGCUAAGUCUUCAAACAGAAGUAGGAAAGCUGUACAAAACAUUCCUGUUUCAGAUAUUAGGACUACAAUUGUAAAAUGGACAACAACAGUCAAGAGAAAUUAA
Messenger RNA from Argentina anserina (silverweed cinquefoil), 1311 nucleotides. RefSeq lists its product as uncharacterized. Bases 1 to 1311 code for a protein of 436 amino acids. Lineage: Eukaryota; Viridiplantae; Streptophyta; Magnoliopsida; Rosales; Rosaceae. The transcript has 6 exons. The record is from RefSeq and is a predicted model, not a curated record. Gene Ontology annotation, molecular function: protein binding. Gene Ontology annotation, cellular component: NuA4 histone acetyltransferase complex.